Molecule: messenger RNA, 2022 nt
Organism: Terrapene triunguis (Three-toed box turtle)
Lineage: Eukaryota; Metazoa; Chordata; Testudines; Emydidae
Product: nitric oxide synthase, endothelial-like
Exons: 15
Biological process (GO): nitric oxide biosynthetic process
Molecular function (GO): FMN binding; nitric-oxide synthase activity
Source: RefSeq, a predicted model, not a curated record
UGGAAGGUUUAUACCUCGAAGGGCACCAGCGUCACCAGGAAGAAAACCUUCAAAGAAGUGGCCAACGCGGUGAAGUUCUCAGCCAAGCUGAUGGUCCAAGUGAUGGCGCGUCGCGUCAAGGCCACCAUCCUGUACGCCACCGAGACGGGCAAGUCCCGCACCUACGCCUGGAACCUGGGCGAGCUGUUCCGGCGCGCCUUCGACCCCAAGGUGCUCUGCAUGGACGAGUACGACAUCGUCAGCCUGGAGCAUGAGACCCUGGUACUGGUCGUGACCAGCACCUUCGGCAACGGCGACCCGCCGGAGAGUGGGGAGAGCUUUGCCAAGGCACUGAUGGAGAUGUCCUGCCCCUAUGUCAGCUCCACGCAGCCCGAGCAACAAAAGAGCUACAAGAUCCGGUUCAACAGCGUCUCGCAGAGUGACGGGCUCGUGGCCUCGUGGAAGAAGAAGCGGAAGCAGUCGAGCAACACGGAUAGCGCCGGGGCUCUGGGCACGCUCCGGUUCUCGGUCUUCGGGCUGGGCUCCCGGGCCUACCCCCACUUCUGUGCCUUCGCCCACGCCGUGGACACGCGGCUGGAGGAGCUGGGGGGCGAGCGCAUCCUGGCCAUGGGGGAGGGCGACGAGCUGUGUGCCCAGGAGGAGGCCUUCCGCACCUGGGCCAAACACGUCUUUCAGGCUGCCUGCGACACCUUCUGUGUUGGGGACGACGCCGAGGAGGCUGCCAGGGAGAUUUUCACCACGCGGCAAAGCUGGAAGCGCCAGAAAUACCAGCUGAGCGUCCGUGACAACCCCCUGGACACGCUGACAGGUUUAUCCCACGUGCACAAGCGCAGGGUGUUUCCCUGCCGUGUCCUUUCCGUGCAGAACCUGCAGAGCAAGGAGUCCAGCCGCGCCACCAUCCUGGUGCGCCUGGACACGGCCGGGCAGCCGGAGCUGCAGUACCUGCCCGGGGACCACGUGGGCAUCUUCCCCGCCAACCGCCCGGAGCUGGUGCAGGAGCUGCUGGAGCGCGUGGAGGACCCGCCCCCUGACGAGGAGCCGGUGGCCGUGGAGUUCCUGGAGACGGCGACCAGUGGCGGGCGCGCCAGCCCCAAGGCCAGCUGGGUGCCCCUCAGCCGCCUGCCGCCCUGCACCCUGCGCCAGGCCCUCACCUUCUUCCUGGACAUCACCACCCCGCCCAGCCCCCAGCUCCUGCAGCUGCUGGCCACGCUGGCCGAGGACGGCGCCGAGCGGGAGCAGCUGCAGCGGCUCAGCCAGGACGCCCGGCAAUACGAGGAGUGGAAGUGGUUCCAGUGCCCCACGCUGGGCCAGGUGCUGGAGCAGUUCCCCUCGCUGGCGCUGCCCGCCUCCCUGCUGCUCACCCAGCUGCCUCUGCUGCAACCGCGUUACUACUCGGUCAGCUCCGCACCCAGCGCCCACCCCGGCCAGAUCCACCUCACCGUGGCCGUGCUGGCCUACCACAGCCAGGACGGCCAGGGGCCCCUGCACUUCGGCGUCUGUUCCACCUGGCUGGCCCAGCUGCAGGAGGGGGACACGGUGCCCGCCUUCAUCAGAGGGGCCCCGUCCUUCCGGCUCCCGCAGGACCCCAGCGUCCCCUGUAUCCUGGUGGGUCCAGGCACCGGCAUCGCCCCCUUCCGGGGCUUCUGGCAGCAGCGGCUGCACGACAUGGAGACGGAAGGCCUCCGGGUGGGCGAGAUGACCCUGGUGUUUGGCUGCCGCUGCGCCCGCCUCGACCACCUCUACCAGCAGGAGGCGCUGGAGGCCCAGCAGAAGGGGGCGCUGAGCCGGGUGCUGACGGCCUUCUCCAGGGACCCCGACGUCCCCAAGGCCUACGUGCAGGACAUCCUGCGGACGCAGCUGGUGGGCGACGUGUACCAGGUGCUGUGCCAGCGCGGGGGCCACCUCUACGUCUGUGGGGACGUCACCAUGGCCACCGGCGUCCUGCAGACGGUGCAGCAGAUCCUGGCCCAGGAGGGAGGCAUGACGCUGGCCGAGGCCGGAGACUUAAUCAGCGAACUCCGG